AUGGAGCCGGGCGCGCGAGCGCUGCUGCAUGCUAAUCAGCCCUCCCUCCGCCUGCCUGCCGCGCUCCCUCCUUCCCCCCGGCCUCCCUCCUCCGCGCUCCCUCCUCCCGCCUGCGGCGCUCCCUCCUUUCCAGCGGGCCCGCCGCCGCCGCCACCACCCGCUUCCUGCUCCCUCGCUUUCCCGCGCGUCCUUCCCGCCGCUGGCAAGUGGAACUCAGCCACCGCUAUCGCGUCCUUCGCGGGUCGGGAGCCCCCGCGCAGCCCGCCGCGGGCAUCCUCCGCUGGGCCCGGCCGUAAGCGCGCCGCAGGCCAGAGCCACCCGGCGCUCGUGCGUCCUGCGCCGAGGGCCGCCCUGCGCCCAACGCCCACCCCUGGGCGCCUCUUGGGGGUGGGGCGAGGGCCCACGCUCUUGCUUCCAGCCCUUGGAGAAGAGGCCAAGGAGCCUGCAUUUUCGUGCCCACUUGCUUUCUGCUGGUGGAUUGAACGAGUUGGGCAGCGAGUGAGAACCCAAGCGAAUUCACGAAGGGCGAGGGACAGGAGGGACAGACAGGAGUGGGAAGAGAGUGAAGACCAGAAAGGCAAGAAGGCCCCUGGGGAGACUGCAGACCCGAUGCCGGCCCUAGGACGGCUGCCACCCCACAGGCCUCUCGCGGCCCGCAGGCCGCUCCAGGGCAACGGAGCAGCGGGUGGGCUCAUCCCCCAGCAAAGGCUCCCUCUUUGCGCCCCACAGACACCCCCAGAGCCUUCCUCGCCCCACCAAGCCAGAAUAGAGUACACGACUUAA
This is a messenger RNA of Ailuropoda melanoleuca (giant panda), 783 nucleotides long. Its product is annotated as transcription initiation factor TFIID subunit 4-like. The record is from RefSeq and is a predicted model, not a curated record. The transcript has a single exon. NCBI's taxonomy places the organism in Eukaryota, Metazoa, Chordata, Mammalia, Carnivora, Ursidae. The coding region runs from base 1 to 783 and encodes 260 amino acids.